AUGGCGAAUCUCGUAGGAGACAUUUUGUCGCGCAUUGUAGCGCUUUUCUGUCUCUUCCAAUGCGUCCAAGCAAAGACCGUUACUCAUGACUUUAAUGUCACCUGGGUAAUGGCCAACCCAGAUGGCUUGUACGAGCGCAAAGUGGUCGGCAUCAAUGGCCAGUGGCCGUUACCUAAAAUCGAGGUCGACAAAGGCGAUAGACUUGUGGUCAAUAUGUACAACGGUCUAGGAGACAAAAGUGCCACUAUUCAUUGGCACGGGAUGUUUCAAAACACUACCAACGACAUGGAUGGCCCUGCAAUGGUCACUCAGUGUCCCAUUCCGCCAGGUUCUUCAUUUACCUAUAACUUCACCAUCAAUCAAAGUGGAACAUAUUGGUACCAUUGCCAUACUGACUACUGCUACCCGGAUGGUUAUCGUCAAGCGUUGAUUGUUCACGAUAACGAGACAUAUUUCAAUGAUCAAUACGAUGAGGAAUUUACCGUCACGUUGACCGACUGGUAUCAUGAGCUUGUUGAAGAUAUUGCGCCUCAUUUCAUCACAUACAAAAAUCCGACGGGCGCAGAGCCUGUCCCUAAUUCUUUUCUAUUCAAUGAUACCCUGCACUCCAGUCUUCCCGUUCAACCUGGUAAAACUUACCUUAUACGGCUUAUCAAUAUCGGGGCAUUCGUUGCGCAAUACUUCUACAUCGAGGAUCAUGACUUCAAAAUUGUCGAGAUUGACGGAGUUUACACGGAGCCAACAAACGCCAGUACUCUCUAUAUCGCCACGGCUCAGCGCUACGCCGUUCUCGUCACGAUGAAGAACUCUACAGACAAGAAUUACCCGAUCGUGACAGUCGCUGAUUCCCAGUUAUUGGAUACCAUUUCACCCGACCUUCAAUUAAACCAAACCAAUUGGCUGGAAUACAAUGCAUCCGCUCCGCACCCACAGGCAGACAUCACAGUGGCUUCAUGUACAGACCUAGAUCCGUAUGAUGACGCGAAGCUCGUGCCUUACGAUAAAAUGCCUCUUCUUCCAGAUCCAGAUCUCUCCAUCGAUGUAACAGUUUACAUGGAAAACCUCGACGACGGUGCUGGCUAUGCACUUUUGAACAACAUCUCCUACACCAUGCCUAAAGUUCCAUUGCUCUACACGGCUCUCUCAGCUGGUGAUCUCGCUACAAAUGCAGAAGUCUAUGGCGACUACACACACGCAACGGUCUUGGAACAUAAUCAAGUCGUGGAAAUUGUUUUGAACAACGCAGAUACCGGCUCCCACCCGUUUCAUCUUCACGGACACCAGUUCCAGGUUAUCAAUCGGGCGCCCGGAUAUGGAGAGCACUUCUACGACUAUGCCGAUGGCGAUCCGGUUCCUUUUGAUUCGUCGGAUCAUCCUCCAUUCCCAGAUUACCCCGCUCGACGAGACACUUUGGUCCUUCCACCGCAGGGCCACUUUGUUAUCCGCUUCGUCGCUGAUAAUCCCGGUGUGUGGCUCUUCCAUUGCCACAUCGACUGGCAUUUAUCUCAAGGUCUGGCUAUGGCAUUUAUCGAAGCCCCUCAGCAGAUUCAGGAGCGAACGACUAUCCCUCAACAGGCCUAUGAUGUUUGCGAGGCUGCCGGAGUUCCGUACAAGGGUAAUGCAGCGGGUAAUACGGAGGACUUCCUUGAUCUCACGGGGCAGAAUAAGCAAGUUGCAUGGUUGCCUUCUGGAUUCACUACUAAGGGCAUUGUGGCUAUGGUGUUCUCUUGUGUUUCUGCCUUCUUGGGAAUGGCGUUCAUAUCUGUCUAUGGUGCAUCUGGUAUUCAGUCCACGAAGAAGGGUGAGGAGACUCCGGAGACUCCAGAGGCAAAUGGGGCAAAUCACACAUCAGGAGAAAGUGCCUCAUAG
Messenger RNA from Penicillium angulare, 1869 nucleotides. RefSeq lists its product as uncharacterized. Lineage: Eukaryota; Fungi; Ascomycota; Eurotiomycetes; Eurotiales; Aspergillaceae. The transcript has a single exon. Bases 1 to 1869 code for a protein of 622 amino acids. Gene Ontology annotation, biological process: cellular response to iron ion starvation; reductive iron assimilation. The record is from RefSeq and is a predicted model, not a curated record. Gene Ontology annotation, cellular component: high-affinity iron permease complex. Gene Ontology annotation, molecular function: copper ion binding; ferroxidase activity.